AUGGACAGCAUCUCGCAGUUGGCCCUCCAGCGUGGAGGCUAUGACUUCUCGAAUCACCAGAGAAACGUGCAUCUGUUGAUGGAGGCGGCGAAGCGGUGCCCGUCUGCUGCAGGUUCGCCGACGCCGCCCGGCCUGCCUCCUGCGCGCAAAACCGGCACCACGAUCUGCGGCGUGGUGUGCAAAGAUGGUGUCGUUUUAGGCGCCGACACGCGCGCGACAGAGGGCACAAUCGUCGCGGACAAAAACUGCAGUAAACUCCACAGAAUCGCCGACAACAUGUACGGGGCUGGCGCAGGCACUGCUGCAGAUCUCGAUCACAUGUGCGACUGGCUCGCCGUCCAGGUCGAGCUCCAUCGCCUCAACACCAAUGCGCAGCCUCGCGUCUCCAUGGCCGUCAGCGUCCUCAGCCAGGAACUCUUCAAGUACCAGGGAUACAAAGGCUGUGCAGUCGUUCUGGGCGGCGUCGACGUGAAAGGCCCGCACAUCUACAAAAUCCAUCCUCACGGCAGCACCGACUGCUCCAACUUCGCGGCAAUGGGCAGCGGCAGUUUGAACGCCAUGGCGGUCCUCGAGGCAGGCUACAAGGACAACAUGACGCUGGAGGAAGGGAAGGCGCUGGUCCGCGACGCGAUCAAGGCGGGCGUCCUGAACGACCUGGGCAGCGGCGGCAACAUCGAUCUGUGCGUCAUCACGCGCGAGGGCGCGCAGCACAUCCGCCAGUACGAGAAGCCCACGCAGCGGCCGUUCCAGGCGACGCGCCCCGAGUUCAAGAAGGGCACGACGCCCUUCCUUUUGGAGAAAAUUGAGCAGCUCAAGGACCGCCUCGAGUUCGUGCAGGAUGUCGAGAUGGUGGAGGCCUCCUAA
Molecule: messenger RNA, 864 nt
Organism: Besnoitia besnoiti
Lineage: Eukaryota; Apicomplexa; Conoidasida; Eucoccidiorida; Sarcocystidae
Product: putative proteasome subunit beta type 7 precursor
Exons: 4
Coding region: 1-864 (287 amino acids)
Cellular component (GO): proteasome core complex
Molecular function (GO): threonine-type endopeptidase activity
Source: RefSeq, a predicted model, not a curated record